Dovyalis caffra is the source of this 1323-nucleotide messenger RNA. The record is from the annotation of a GenBank genome assembly. NCBI's taxonomy places the organism in Eukaryota, Viridiplantae, Streptophyta, Magnoliopsida, Malpighiales, Salicaceae.
AUGUUGGGGUGGUCGUUUAUGGGCCGCACUCAUUGCACUGAAGACUCCACAGGAAAGUUCUCUUGCAUCACAGGUGACUGUGGUUCUGGCAAACUAGAAUGUCUAGGCAACGGCGCAGCUCCUCCUGCGACGUUGGCAGAGUUCAAGCUCGAUGGUUAUGGUGGACUUGAUUUUUUUGGUGUUAGUGUUUUUGAUGGCCUCAACCUGCCUUUGCUUGUUGUGCCUUCUGAUCAGAAUUGUAGAAGCGCAGGAUGCUUGAGGGAUUUGAAUGGAGCAUGUCCUUCACAGCUUAAGUUUAAUAGUUCCAACAGGGAGAUCGUGGCGUGCAAGGAUGAGUGCCAAGCCUUUGGGUCACCACAGUAUUGUGCAUCAGCCGAUUACCAAAUUAUCUUCUGCGCAGCAAAAAAUACAAGUCCGAGAAGACUUUUGGCAUACAACUCCAUCAAAAGCAACAUAAAGAAUUCUUAUCCUGCUACUGUUUACAAAAAAGAAACAGCAAAGGUAAACAAAGCUGAGACAGCAACAGUAACGGUAAAUGCCACAGCUCCUAGCCGCACAAAGCCGGAAGAUAAAACACCGAGCCCUUCGCCAAGCACAAACACCACACCAGUUGAUACAAGAAACAAUUCUCAGCCAACAUCAGGGGAGAUAACACCUAGCCCUUCACCGGAAGACAGAAAACCAAGACAACGUUUAGCACCAAAUAUAUCACGAAUUAUAGCUAGUGCGAUGUUCACAAUUUCUGUUGUAGUAAUCAUCGUAAGGGCAAGACGGUGGAUGAAGGCUAAAAAAUCAAAGAAGGACGUGGAAGAUGAUCAAAUAAACCAAGUUCCAGGAAUGCCUGUGAGGUUUUCAUAUGAAGAUCUACGCAUCGCAACGGAUGAUUUCAGGGAAACACUUGGAAGAGGAGGGUUCGGUUCUGUGUUCAAAGGAGUACUAGCAGAUGGAACAGGAAUUGCCGUAAAGCGUUUGGAUAGAUUAGGCCAAGGAAAGAGGGCAUUUUUAGCAGAAGUUGAGACAAUUGGAAGCUUGCACCAUUUUAACUUGAAAGAAACUGUCUACAUUGUGGAUCACUUAGAUGAAGACAUGCAGAGUGAUACAGAAGAAAUAAUCAGAAUGAUAAAGAUUGCUGCUUGGUGUUUGCAAGAUGACCCAGAAAGUAGGCCCCUCAUGUCCACAGUUGUGAAAGUAUUGGAGGGUGUAAUGGAGGUAGAUUCAAACCUGGUGUAUAAGUUUUUACAUGCACUGACAUCUUCUCCUCUUGCUAAUCAACAUAUUUCUUCCGCACCAAUGCCAGCAUCUGUUCUUUCUUAUCCAAGAUGA